Messenger RNA from Mizuhopecten yessoensis (Yesso scallop), 2446 nucleotides. RefSeq names its product nucleoporin p58/p45-like. Gene Ontology annotation, molecular function: structural constituent of nuclear pore. The transcript is spliced from 17 exons. Gene Ontology annotation, biological process: nucleocytoplasmic transport. NCBI's taxonomy places the organism in Eukaryota, Metazoa, Mollusca, Bivalvia, Pectinida, Pectinidae. Gene Ontology annotation, cellular component: nuclear pore. Bases 82 to 1968 code for a protein of 628 amino acids. The record is from RefSeq and is a predicted model, not a curated record.
UGUUGUAUUUCUCUUUCCGGACGGCAUUUGUUGAUUAGAAUUGCCCAGACCCACGUGAUCUUAUUUGAGAACUAAACAACGAUGAACACUGGAGGCGGAUUUAACUUCAAAGGAUUUGGAACUCCAGCGUCAGGUGCUCCUGGGGCAACGGCUGCCACAGCAGCAACACCCACUUUCGGGACGGCCGCUCCUGCAACUGGCUUGACCUUUGGGGGGUCAGGGGCUACUCCAUCUCUGGGGGGCUUGGCUGGGGCUGCUGCCUCUCCUUUGGCAGGGUUUGGUACACCUGCAUCAACCAAGCCCCCCAGCCUCUUGUCUCAAACCUUAGGAACUAACGCAACCAAAUCUACUGGCUUCUCUUUUGGGGGCGCUGCCACUCCAGCAACAAGCACGGCAGCCCCCUCUCUCCUCGGAACUCCAGGAGGGUUGCUAGGAUCAGCAGCUUCUGGUGGAAUAGGAACAGGAACACUUGGUGGGACCCCUGGGACAUUGGGGUCUCCUGGUCUCUUUGGGACAGCCACUGCAGCUAAAACACAAGUCAACACUGGCUUCAGUUUGUCGGCCUCUGCUACUACAGUUGGGGCAACAGGUCUCACAUUACCUGGAGCCAAACCCAACACUGCCACAGCAGCUUCUACCGGUAGCCAGUCGACAGGGUUCAGCUUUGCUGCCAAAGUUACAACUCCAGCAGCAACCACAGGAAGUACCGCUGCAGGAUUUGGUUCCCUAGGCACUGCCGGCCUGGGGGGUAAGAUGCCAACUGGCCUCGGGGUAGGGGCAACGGCAGGACUUGGGGGUGGGGCAACGACAGGACUUGGGGGUACAGGAACAAGUGUCUUUAGUAACAUCUCUACCAAACCACAGACGACAGGACUUGGAGGAGUUGAUCCAAAAACCUCACAAGCUGCUGCAGGUGGAACAGCAACAGAUGCUAAGCCCGGGGAUGGUAAGGCUCUGAAGAAGACUUUUAUCCCUGAGGCCAUUGUGCUAACAGUGGAGGACUUCAAGAAGUAUGUUAAAGAGGAAAAAUCAGUCCAGGAUGGACUAGCAAGGAUGUCAUCAAAGCCGAUGUAUAAAGUCCAGGAAGAUGUGAUGGCUCUGAAGCAGCUUCUCUCUGUUGUGUCCAACGGUGUCCAACGAAACACCUGUGCUGUGGAGAAACUGAAGAGGGAAAUGACACAGGAACUUAAGCAUGCAGAGAUGGCUCAGCGUACAAAGGACAUCCCACCUGGUCUGCAGUACGAGAAUACAGCCCCAACAGAAUACUUCCAGCACCUUGUUGAGGACUUUGAACACCAAAUGCUGCUAUAUAGACAACAGAUAGAGACUCUGGAGGGCCACCUGGCGUCCUUGCAUCAGCCCAGUAAACUGUCACCUGAGGAGUUGAUUGUGUUGAUGAGGAAGUUACAUGAAGCAUUCAUUGCUUUAGCAGCACAGCUACAUCAUGUCCAUGAGGCAGUCAAGACGCAGAAAGAUCACUACCUCAACUACAGGAAGAUUUACCUCCAUGACGGUAAGAAUAUCUUUGACCGUGAGAAAAAGGCCACAUCAAAAGCCCAUCUCCACCCUGUCACCCAAAUGGGUCCAAGCCCCUUCUCUGACAUGUCAAACGCUGCUGCAAUCGCCAUGGCAUCUGCCCUGUCAAGGUCACAACAACCAACAGUAGCAGGUCCACCUGUGGCUGGACUGACGGGAACAGGAGGUUUCUUUACAAACACCACGACAACCCCGGCCACUGGGUUUGGAUUUGGGACCAACACAGUGACACAGUCCAGCACAGUGCCAGGCUUCGGUUUGGGUACGUCUACGUCAUCAUCGUUCGGACUUCUCGGUUCUAAAGGCUUUGGGACUGCUGCCACAGCUGUAGCUCCCUCUGGUAUUGGAGGUUCAUUGUUUGGUGGCUCCUCUUUUGGCGGCUCCAAUACGACCGGCAUGGGGGGCACUGCCACCGUCAGACCUCUAGGUUAGUGGUGGUUUCGGAAUAACCCCUCAGCCCCUUGGCGGGUCGUCCGGAUUUAACCUGAGUACCACCCAGCAGACUCCUGGGUUGACGUUUGGAAACACGCCUGCCUUUGGAGUGGCGGCGCCAAAUGCAGAAGCUCCUUUCCAGCUCAACAAACCCCCUCCUCCUGGUAGUAAGCGUGGGAAAAGAUGAAGAAUCUGAACAGCACAGAAAAUACCUAGACAUUGGACCUAGUAUUUGAUAAACUGUGUUUAGUUUACUCUUGGUAUCACCUAUUUACAUCGUUUUCAUGGACAAAAUGUGAGAAGUUAACAUGACGAGGAAAGCUUCUAGUGAAGAAACACUACAUACUGGCAUUCUCGUGACUGCUAGGUCAUCAUGAUGUAUUUUUCCACAUAUACAAGAAAUAUAACACUGCGUAGAGCAUGUGAUUGUGGAAGUUGUUUCAUUGUAUACUUCACUGUAAAUAAAAAUAACAUUGUA